CCGCGCUCCUCCCGCCGGCGGCCUCUGCCCCCAGCCCCGCUCCCAGGCCGCUCCCACGUCGUUCCCGGAGCUCGGGGCGGGUCUGGGGGCACGGGCGCCCAGAGCGGCGUUUCCCAUCCUCCGCAGGUCUCCGCGGCCCGGCCCGAGCAUGCUGGACGGCCUGAAGGUGGAGGAGAGCUUCCCGGGCGCGAUGGAGACGCCGGCCGCCUUCUCCUCGCUGCUGGGCCGGGCGGCGAGCCCCAGGUCGGUGUGCGAGGGCUGCCAGCGGGUCAUCUCCGACCGGUUUCUGCUGCGGCUCAACGACAGCUUCUGGCACGAGCAGUGCGUGCAGUGCGCCUCCUGCAAGGAGCCCCUGGAGACCACCUGCUUCUACCGCGACCGCAAGCUCUACUGCAAGUACGACUACGAGAAGCUGUUUGCUGUCAAAUGCGGGGGCUGCUUCGAGGCCAUCGCCCCCAACGAGUUUGUGAUGCGGGCCCAGAAGAGCGUGUACCACCUGGGCUGCUUCUGCUGCUGCGUGUGCGAGCGGCAGCUCCAGAAGGGGGACGAGUUCGUGCUGAAGGAGGGUCAGCUGCUCUGCAAAGGCGACUACGAGAAGGAGCGGGAGCUGCUCAGCCUGGUGAGCCCAGCCGUGUCCGACUCGGGCAAAAGUGACGACGAAGACAGUCUCUGCAAGGCCGCCCACGGGGCAGGGAAAGGAGCGGCUGAGGACAGCAAGGACCACAAGCGCCCCAAACGGCCCCGAACCAUCCUGACCACCCAGCAGAGGAGGGCGUUCAAGGCCUCGUUUGAGGUGUCGUCCAAGCCGUGCAGAAAGGUGAGGGAGACGCUGGCUGCGGAGACCGGGCUGAGCGUCCGUGUGGUCCAGGUGUGGUUCCAGAACCAGCGAGCCAAGAUGAAGAAGCUGGCCCGGCGGCAGCAGCAGCAGCAGGACCAGCAGAACACGCAGCGGCUGAGCUCAGCUCAGACCAACGGCGGCGGGAGCACCGGGCUGGAAGGCAUCAUGAGCCCCUACACGGCCCUGCCCACCCCGCAGCAGCUGCUGGCCAUGGAGCAGGGCGUGUACAGCGCGGACCCCUUCCGGCAGGGCCUCACCCCGCCCCAGAUGCCUGGAGACCACAUGCACCCCUAUGGUGCUGAGCCCCUUUUCCACGACCUGGAUAGUGACGACACCUCCCUCAGUAACCUGGGUGACUGUUUCCUAGCAACCUCAGAAGCUGGGCCCCUGCAGUCCAGAGUGGGGAACCCCAUUGACCACCUGUACUCCAUGCAGAAUUCUUACUUCACCUCUUGAGCCUCCCCCAGAGCUCGGUGGCCGGGCUCCGUAUGGAACACCACACGCGGGAGGGCCGCUGGCUGCAGGGCUGGAGGCCGGGACGAGGCAGCGGGGGAGGGUGUCUUGUCGGAGAUGCUGCCGAAGGGGGUGGCUGGCAUUUCCAAAGACUGGAUGCAUAACAGAUCGCAUAGUUUAAUGUUUUAAUAAGAGUCUUAGCGUUAGGUUUGCAGGCGUGUUUGUCGCUGAAGACAGGGAUGUUUAAUGUAGACAUUGUCAUGCAGGCUAGAUAGUAGAGACCCUAACCGCUUCCCACCUCCUCAGGAAGCGCUUGUCAAGAGGUGCACACGUCUCUUUAUCCGUACAACCACGGCAGGCGGGCAGGCGGGCAGGCAGGGGUGUGAGUGACCUUUCACACGUCAUCUGCAGAGUCUGUGCCCGUGAUGGCAGACAUGCCUGGGCAGCAGGGGUGUGGUUAUUUUCAGUGUGAGCUCUAUUUAAGGAAACGCUUGAUGCACUUAAGUUAUAAAAUGAGAGGAAUUACUUUUAUAAACUUUAUUUCUCGUUGGAAGAGACCUGUGCAGGCAGGGAGGGCUGCUCCCGCGGCCCCCGGCUCCGAGCUCUGUCGUCAGCACCACGGCGAGUGGGCAGCAGCUCGGCGUGGCCAGCAGGUCCUCUCCUGGGCUUGGCCCUCUCGGGGGCCUGGCACUGGCCCGGGACAGCACAGUUCAUGGCUAUGCUCCUGGAGAGGGUGAACCCCAGUCCUUGUUCCUUCAAAAUUGUGACAUGUGGUUGUUGGUGGUGCCAGGCAGUCCGUUCUGCGCUUGACUGGCAUCAUCUGCAGGUGGGGUGAGGUCUGUAGUCCGUACGUACCUUAUGGGGGACCCAAGGCCUGGUCACCCCAGGACACACGGGCUGAGGCGAGUAUCUGAGGUUUGUUCAAACCACAGCCAGACCGGUCCCGGGGCGGAGGCGGGCCCUGGGCCUGCAGAGCUGAGGCUCCUGUGCCCUGAGAGCCGCGGUGCCAGCGCCCCUUCUGGGAAGCCAGGCUCAGACACCAGGGAGGGGGCUGUGGCUGUGGGCACAGGAGGGCAUCGUGGGGUUCCAGAUCAGGGGCAAGCCGCAGCGAAGAAGGGUUCCUAUGGUUUUAAAAGUUGUUAAAAGGGAAGGAGACUGCACGGAGUGUAUGUGGCCGGGUAAGGCCGAAAUACUGUCUGUACUUCUCACAUGUCGUGUGCUGGCCUGCCCUGGGCUCUGUUCCUGGGGCUCAUGGGGUCCAGGUGGGAGCCAGGGCUCCCCUUAGGCUCACUUUGCUGACCUGACCCCGAGGACCCCGCUGCCAUCACACAUGGGGGGGGGGCUGCCCCCGUCCUCCGGGUGCUGCUAAGAUGGGCUGCUUCUGUGCCGGGAAAGGAGCGCGGUGCCCGGGAAGGCGGUCCUCUGGGCCCUGCGAGGCCCGGUCCAGGCCGCUGCCUCCGGGGACGACGCCGCCAUCAGCCUUGGACCCAGCGCUCGCCCGUCACUCGGACCCAGGCAGGAGGGAGCAUGCCCUGGCGGCAGCGUCGUGGUCAUGUGAUAUUUGUGCUCUGGUUAAUAAUUUAUGCAACAAGCCUCAGCCAGCCCGGCGAGCGGACAGCAGGCGGCGCGGUGGGGCCACCGGCCUCGGUGGGAAGGUCCCCGGACAAGGCAGCAGGUCCCCUGUGAGUGAGCCGAAUAGAGGCCCCGUUCCACUCCUCCACCUUGCAAACCGAGAUGAAAUUAAAAACCUCUUACA
Molecule: messenger RNA, 3047 nt
Organism: Pipistrellus kuhlii (Kuhl's pipistrelle)
Lineage: Eukaryota; Metazoa; Chordata; Mammalia; Chiroptera; Vespertilionidae
Gene: LMX1A
Product: LIM homeobox transcription factor 1 alpha
Exons: 8
Coding region: 149-1294 (381 amino acids)
Biological process (GO): neuron differentiation; regulation of transcription by RNA polymerase II
Cellular component (GO): nucleus
Molecular function (GO): RNA polymerase II transcription regulatory region sequence-specific DNA binding; DNA-binding transcription factor activity, RNA polymerase II-specific
Source: RefSeq, a predicted model, not a curated record